AUGAGAAAAUACGGCGUCCACCACCGACUGUCCACACCCUACCACCCCCAGACGAAUGGCCUAGCCGAAGUGUCCAACCGGGAGAUCAAAACGAUUUUAGAAAAGACGGUGAACCCAACAAGGAAGGACUGGAGCCGCCGACUAGAGGACGCGCUCUGGGCAUACAGGACCGCCUUCAAGACACCAAUCAGAAUGUCUCCCUACCGUCUGGUAUUUGGGAAGAUGUGCCAUUUACCGGUAGAAAUUGAGCAUCAAGCCUUUUGGGCUGUUAAGGAGAUGAAUCUGAACGCUGAGGCCUGCGCUGAGGAGAGGAGGUUGCAGCUGCAGGAGCUUAAAGAGCUCCGCCUCGAUGCAAAGAAGGAGCUCAAGGUAGGACAGAAGGUGUUGUUAUUCCAAUCAAGACUCAAAUUGAUGCCAGGGAAGCUAAGGUCAAGAUGGACAGACCCCUAUACCGUUGUAGCCAUGCGAGCGAAUGGAGCAAUUGAACUCCAAGGAAGAGACCCUGACUCGUCUUCCUUCUUGGUGAAUGGUCAUAGAGUGAAGCCUUACAGGGACAGAACCGAGGUGUGCGUGGUGGAAGAAAUUCAACUACUCAUGCUUGAAUUUCUCCAGUGA
This is a messenger RNA of Salvia splendens (bonfire salvia), 615 nucleotides long. RefSeq lists its product as uncharacterized. Gene Ontology annotation, biological process: DNA integration. Gene Ontology annotation, molecular function: nucleic acid binding. The record is from RefSeq and is a predicted model, not a curated record. The transcript is spliced from 2 exons. The coding region runs from base 1 to 615 and encodes 204 amino acids. Lineage: Eukaryota; Viridiplantae; Streptophyta; Magnoliopsida; Lamiales; Lamiaceae.